AUGAGGAUUGCGAAACUUACCUGUUUCGCACUGCUGGGCACCGCCAGCGCCACAUAUACUGAAAAUGAUGUCCUAUCAGCAAAAGGUCUCGUCGCACUGACACUUCACAUCGCGACAUAUGGCUACACCGACCCCAAGAAAUGCACACUCGAGACUGCAGCUGUACGACGAGAGUGGUCGAUGUUAUCCGUGAGCCAAAAGCUAAAUUACAUAGACGCAGUCAAAUGUCUGGCGAAGAGGCCAGCAAGGACACCAGCAGCUAUUGCUGCGGGGGCGAGAUCCAGAUAUGACGAUUUCGUUGUCACGCACAUACUACAAACCAUGACGAUACAUGGCACGGGUAACUUCCUUGCGUGGCACAGAUAUUACAUUUGGGCUUACGAACAAACACUUCGGGAUGAGUGUGGGUACAAAGGUUAUUUGCCGUACAACAACUGGUCAAAAUGGACAGACGAUCCUCUCAAGUCGCCUUUGUUCGACGGAAGUGCGACUAGUAUCUCGGGCGAUGGUGCUUACGUUCCUGGACGAUACACAAUUUGUCUACCGAGCGAAACUCGCUGUCUCCUACUCUUCAAGCCUGCCAAUGGUGGCGGAUGUGUUACAUCUGGCCCAUUCAAGGAUUGGACUAUCCACCUUGGUCCUUUCCAGACCUUCGCACAAGGUGCUCCACCAAAUCCCCAGGCAGACGGGCUCGGUUAUAACCCGCGCUGCCUCAGCCGUGACAUCAGCCCCCAAGGCGUAAACGAAACAAAAGACGAAUACGUAGUCUCUCUCAUCAAAACCAACAAAGACAUUCUCAGCUUCCAAAACACAAUGCAGAAUUUCCUCCCAGGCUCCAUGGGUGUGCACACAGGCGGCCAUUGGACAAUUGGUGGCGACGCCGGAUCAGACAUGUUCAACUCGCCCGCCGAUCCGGCGUUUUACUUCCACCAUGGCAUGAUCGAUCGAGUUUGGACAACAUGGCAACAUCUGGAUCUUGAACGCAGGCAAAAUGCGCUUGCGGGUACGAUUACGUCUUUAAAUGACCCGCCAAGUCGUAACGCUACGCUGGACGAUGUGCUGUAUAUGGGACAUGUCGGUGUACCGAAUAUAACGAUUGCUGAUGCUUUGAACACGCUGUCCGGGCCGUUUUGCUAUGUCUAUGCGUAA
Molecule: messenger RNA, 1149 nt
Organism: Plenodomus lingam JN3
Lineage: Eukaryota; Fungi; Ascomycota; Dothideomycetes; Pleosporales; Leptosphaeriaceae
Molecular function (GO): oxidoreductase activity
Source: RefSeq, a predicted model, not a curated record